AAAUUAUACCGGUAUAUAUAAGGACAUGGUAGCCACUUCCGGUGGCGCUUUAAUGCCGUUCAGCCGCUUUCGCUGUCGUCAAGUAGUACGUGAGGGGGACAAAGUAGCCAUCCGCUGCACUUAGCCGGCACAGGCGCACUCCGCCAAUCCGCGCUGACAAGUGCUCCCCGCCCGCCGUCAUCGAUCCGUCGACAGAUACAACGGCCGGAACGUGAGGAGCGCGGUUAAGCGUCGACGAUGCCGGCACACGUUAGCCCCGCCCACUCCGCCGCCGUACCGCCGUGCGGCAGUACAGGCAGCCCUACGUGCUCAAUCGUCGAUCGGAUCGGAUCGGAUGGGAGCGGAUGCCGUGAGAUAAUCGGGUCGGGAAGCCUUACGUAACUGCUCGCUUGUCGCACGUAUUCUGUACGGUACUUACAGCAUAAGCACAUAUACACACGGCCGUGUUGCUGUUUGUGGUGCGGUGAGUGCGCGCGCGUGCCUCUUAGUCGGGAAUUUGCAGUCGCGAGUGAGUGUACGUGCGCUGUUAGCCCGGAUUGAUCAGCUAAUCGUUAAUGAGUGAGGCGUUUUAUUGUCGGGAUAGCAUCAGGUAAAGCCCACACCAGCUGACACACUUUUCCGGCUUACGUUAAUUGCUCUCUGCGCCGCUCAUAAUUAAGCCGGCGCUGUUUCCCUUGUUACCCGUUCUCUUGUUUCUUCCUACAGCAGACUGCAGUCAGCGGUUAAUUGCAUCGUCCGGCUGAGUGCAGUCUGUUUUCCCAAGACUUGAUUGCGUGUGGCGCGUGUAUAUAUGUGCAGCGCAGACGCAUUCGUAUAUGCACAUACUGCCGAUUGAGUGAGCAUUGAAAAGCACGAGCGACACGACCGCAGCGGCAAUUAAGCGGGCAGCAGACGAGGAGACAAGGAGCGGGGAUAUAUAUGCAUUACCAAGUGGAGCGAAGGAUGAGUGUUUAGCGAGCGACGCACGACAAGCGCGCAUCGGAUCCGACGGGAGAAAAUUGGCUUGAUUUGUUGGGAAGUGCGCAGGAGUCGGGCGCGCAUCACAGCCAGUAAUUAGCCGGCCGACCUAGCCGGUUGCGGCGAUGCAGCCGCCGCGGGCGCCGCUCACCGUUGCCGUCCAGCGGGAAUAGCGCGGAAUGUGAGCCCGUCUCCGCCACCGACGCGCCGGCCUCGAUGGCUCCGCGUCCUGCCGGCAGUGUCCGCAGCCGCACCGCUUCCCGCCUUCUCCGCCUCGCCGUUCCGCUACAUCUCUCCGCGUUGCCCGCACCGCCCGGGACGCCGCUUCCGCAGAGGACAAAAGGGCGGACCACCCGGCCGCUGCGGCCGGGACCCCCGCCCACGGGCGGCGUCCACCGCCGGCCCGGCCGGACACCGCCGCCGGUGCCCGCGGGUGGGUAACCGCUGUCGCGUGUCGGCACGUUUUUGCAUUUAUUUGGCAGUGCUCUUCAUAUAAUUAUAUAUAUCUGAAUCUGAUACGCCGCCGUCCAUUGCCCAUCGCGCGGAGGAUCGAGGAUGCUGCAAGUGCUGGCACAGACCUUCUUCACUGUCUGGGCUGUCGUCUACCGACCGGAAACCGUGUGCGACGUGCUGGACUGCCUGCAGUCGCGGCGUCCCUGCCUACAGGGCCUGGCCUGCAACUCCCUGAUGGCCUCCAUCCCGCGCCUCUGCGGCCCCACCGACAACGAACACUGCUACAGCCACCAGCGCCACGAAUGCCGCGAGACGCUGUUGCGCUUGAAAUCCUCACCUGAAGUGCAGCACAACUGCUUCUGCGCCGACGACGACGACCACUACCACGACGAUGCCGGGUCGACGCAAGUGGCGACGAAGAGCGGCGCCGGUAGCGCAGGCAGUUCGCGGAGCUGUCAGGAUUGGUACAACCUGGUGAUGAAUCAUCCCUGCCUGUACCAGCAGCAGAUCCAUCCGGCCUUCCUCCCGCAGUACGGGCGGCCCGGCGCCGCCGCCUUCAGCUUCGACCUGGAGCUGGCCAACCAGCUGCUGCUGCAGCGCCACAUCGUCCUCUCCUGCACCUCCGCGCUGCACGCCUGCCGCAAGAGCCCUCUGUGCCGGCGCGUGUAUGACGAGUUCCGACGACGGUGCCGGCUAAAGGACGACCGCUGCCGCAUGACCAAUGCGGCGUUGUGCUACAAUUCCUACGAGCUGAUCAAACUGACCCCGCUGUGGAAGUGCCUGUGUGACCGUCCCUCGGAGAAAAAGUGCCUCCGCAUACAAAAGUCCAUCAUCGCCAACGCCUGCAUCGUUGGAUCUUUCCCGUGGUUGUUGAAAGAGGACGAGGAGACCACCACCGUCGCCCGUCCCACACGACUCCGGACGACCAUCACCACCCGGCCGCCGUACAUCCCCGGCACCACCCGUCGCGCGCCGCCUCCCGCCCGUCCCGUCCAGGUCAUCCUGACGUCCACCGCGCCGAUCCUACCGGACGACAGCUCCGUCACCGACCCCGACAUCGACGGUACUGAGGCCGAGGAGACCACUGCCGCUACCCUUACGGACCCGGACCUAGAGCUGGAGCCGUAUCCCGGACCGGAUGAGGAGUUCCUCCUGUUCCCCCGUAUCGCACUCUUCCUACUGCAGCCUUUAGUUGAGACCAUCCGCAACGUCCUGGCUCAAGAGUAUGAAAUGGAGACGUUGCCGCCGCCUCCGACGACUACGCCCCUCCCGGAAACGGAGCCAGUCACCGACAGCGACGGGCAGCCGGUGGACGGGGCAGAAACCGAGCCGGGCGCGAUGGAGGCGACGGAGCAAGCGGUGGUCACCGUUGAACCGGAAGGGACGCCGCCAUUGCCCACCCUGGCGUUGUUCACCAGUAAGAAAGCGGUGACGAGCGCGGGGGUCGCUCAAAAAGGGUCCAGCGCCGGCGGAACCACUCCCGCUCGGUCGACGCGGCCAACGCGACCGCCGUGGCGCAUCACCGUCACCUCCAGCGCCCGACUUCCGGCUUCGCGAACGACCGCAGCGUUAAACAACCGGACGAUUUCCACGACGACUUUCGGAAAAACGCCGACGGCCGGUCGAGUGUCACCGGCCAGCACCUUCCGACCAUCGGUACGAACGCCAACGGCCGGCCGCUCGACCGCGGGUCCGCUCAAAUCCACCGGCGAGACUGCCACACCCAUUUUCGGUCCGAGAACAACAGCCGGUGACCCGGACAGUGUCACCGAUUCGUCCGCCGAACAGACCAGCGCCAGCCCGGACGACGGUCUGGAGACGGUACCGGUGACCACGACCACGGAGCCGGACGAACCCAUCGUCUACACGCCGGAUCCGCGCGGACUGCACUCCGGCGCCUGCCUAACGCAGAUGGAGGCUUGGAGCCGCCAGCAGCCGGCCUUCGCGGAGGCCCUGACGCAGUACCACAACGCGUGUCGUUGGCACUCGGACCUCAACGAGACCUGCAACGCCGCCGACUGCCUGGACGGGGAGGUGCGGAUGCAGCGCUGGAUGGGCCGCUGGAUGGCGCUGUGCCGCAAUCUGUCCUGCGAGGGUAAUCCGCACUGCGAGCAGCUGCUGCAGAUGCUGAACCCCGGUUGUGUCCACGUGGCCGCCUUCCUCGAGGAGAUGGACACCGAGUUGACGAUCACGUGCCGCGACAUCCGGCGCAACAUCGUGCUGCAGGUGCCGCGCGGCCACCACCGACGCGUGCACCUCUCGGAGACCUGCUCGCAGUUGUGCACGUGCGAUGUGCAGUCGACCGGCGCCAACCGCAACCAGCGCGACCAGAUGACCUGCUACAAUCUGCCUUGUGUCGAGUCCAAGGACUGCCUUAGCGACUACGCCACGUACCCUCCCGGCUCGCCGGCUUAUCGUGCCUUCCAGGGCGCCUGCGUCUGCUACGCCUCGCGACUACACUGCAUUCGCCCGUACAACUACACUGUCGGCAAAGGGGCGUGGCUGUUCAUGGGAUACAGUGCCUUGGAGGAGAGCCUCAUGCUACCCUACACCAACGUCUCCCUAAAAACCCACCUACUGGAUCACGUCAAGAAGUUGCCCUAUCCGCAGCGACGCACGGACACGUGCCUGUUCAGUCAGGUGCCCAGCGAUCCAGACUACAUCGUGCUCAAGGCCGACCUCUUCGAGUGGGACAACUCCAGCGAGAACGGCGGGGUCGCCUCACCCGGCACUCUCGCCAACGAGGCUGCCUGCGACAAGUUCUUCAACUGGCUGGCCAACCAAAUCAGCGAGCGCCGGCCGGCCGUCCGACAGGACCUGCUGCUGGCGCUGGUCAAGCUGGCCGAGGCGGAAAUAGCGCCGCACACCGCUCCUAACGCCGCCGGCAGCUGGCGGCGGCCGGUGCGCGUCGGCCACCCGCGGGGGGCUCUUCAGGCCUGGCUGCUGCAUCUCCCAGUGGCCUUGGCGCUGACCUUUCCACUCCUUCACUACCGACACACGUGCUCCCUUCUCUGAUACGCAGUGGCGGGACUUCCGGUCCCCGGGUACUCCCGACGCCUGGGCUGGGCCUCCCCGUUCGGCCCGUUCCCCGUGCGCGGUGCCCAGUAGUCCUGCGAUCGCGUUUCCGGAGCCGGAUGGCCCAGAUUCUCGGCGAUGAGAAAACAGCGUUGAUUAUCUGAACAGUCGUUGAUGGAGUUGCGCUGCCGCUGGUGCCUUGCGCUUUCAACUGAUCGGUAAAGUGCACCGUGACCUUUACCUGCCUGACCUGCUGUCUCUUUUUUCCCACUGCCUCGUAAAUGAAUUAUCCUGAAUCUCCUGUUUCAGUUUAUAUUGAAAUGUUUAUAUUGCUCUGCCCAGUGAUAGCUCGUCUGCAUAUAUAUAUGCCGGAUCGAAUUGGCUUUAGACUGUGAGCGGUGUUGAUCAGCGGUUGAAUUUCUUUCCUGUGCACCGUAGAUGCGCUAUAACAUGAU
Molecule: messenger RNA, 4880 nt
Organism: Paramacrobiotus metropolitanus
Lineage: Eukaryota; Metazoa; Tardigrada; Eutardigrada; Parachela; Macrobiotidae
Exons: 11
Coding region: 1513-4425 (970 amino acids)
Biological process (GO): nervous system development
Cellular component (GO): external side of plasma membrane; signaling receptor complex
Molecular function (GO): signaling receptor activity
Source: RefSeq, a predicted model, not a curated record